This is a messenger RNA of Diuraphis noxia (Russian wheat aphid), 1311 nucleotides long. Its product is annotated as poly(A) RNA polymerase gld-2 homolog A-like. The record is from RefSeq and is a predicted model, not a curated record. Gene Ontology annotation, biological process: RNA 3'-end processing. Lineage: Eukaryota; Metazoa; Arthropoda; Insecta; Hemiptera; Aphididae. Gene Ontology annotation, molecular function: poly(A) RNA polymerase activity.
AUGGGUAUCUACCCAUACGAACACCGUACACCUGUUGCGUAUCGCGAUUACCGAUAUCGUAUUAUAGUCGUCGUCGUCGCGUUAAAUGUCCAUCGUCAUCUUCACCGCCGGCACGCAGACGACAACUGCAACUCCUCCGGAACAAUAAUGUCCGACCGGUUCCGGACACACAACAGCGAAUGCGGUGUUGGAGACCGUCACCACUGGCCGACGGCUUUCGGCGGGGCCCCGCGUCGGCCGAACAAAAAGUUUUCGACGGUCCGGAGACCCGUCACGGGAAGCGGCGAAGGACCGGAUGUCAGACGACCGGACAACGGGAUUUUGUUGUCAUUGUCGUCUUCGCCGUCGUCGUCGUCGUCGUCGUCACAGUCGCCAUCGCAGUCGCUGUCGUCCAUGUCGUCCACUCCGUCUACGCAAAGCUACUAUCAACCAUUCCGUCGUCCAAACCCCAAAAACGUCGAAACCUGCGAGGCCAUCGAAUGGGAAGUCAUGUCCAAACAUUUUGCCAGCAAUUUGACUUAUCAGCUUUACAGGCUUGCUGUGUUACCGCUGUCRUCGGAAGUCUGGCACAUGUACUUGGACAACCGUCAGUCCGAGGGCGUUUACGAAACGAAGAUGGCCAUGUGGCGCUGGCUGUCAACGAUGAUCAAGAGCUGGGCGCCAGGCUGCGGCGUAUACCUGGUCGGGUCCACGAUGAACGGUUUCGGCGGCGACGUGAGUGACGCGGACUUCUGUCUGCUCACCGGUUGCACGGCGGCCGCUGUGAUGARCACCGGCGUCCGGCAGCACAAAGCUGUGACCGAAGAGGAAGAACACCGGAUAUGCGCCGUCGAGCGACUCCAGUGGCUGAUGGGAUUGCUGAAAAAAGAGCGGGUCAACGACAAGAUCAUCACCGCGGAAAUGCGCAUCGUCUACGCCAAGGUGCCCAUACUCAGGUUCCGGUGGAUCGACGACGGUGUCAGCAAGAUGGACGUGGACUUAUGCUGCAACAACGUAGUGGGCAUUCGCAAUACGCAUCUGCUUUAUUGCUAUUCAAGGCAACCUUUUGAAAAAACAAACACAGCACGGUCUGUGAAUAACCAUAAUGUAUUUGCCCAAAUCAAAGAAGCCAUUACUAAUAGUUACAAUCAAUUAAAAGAAACGAUGUCAUUGGAUUCAAUAUUUUUUUAGUUUGUAAUGUAUCAAAACUGAAAAAAAAAUCAAAAAAAAAAAAAGAAAACAACAAAAUUACUAUAAAAAAAAAAUUAUGAAAACGACAAGAAAACUUCGUGUGGCUUUCGUCUGACAUUGUUAUAUAGCGUACACUUACUU